AAAAGCUUCCUGCUUCCCGCUCGGCCAAUCAGAGCAUUGAAAGUGGGCGGGACUGCACAGGUGUGAAACGCUUGAUAUCUAAAGCGGGUUGGAAGUUGUUACUGUACUAAAGACUCGCUUGCUCCCGGAACAAAGGUGGCGAAGGCCCGCCAUGUUGGUGAAACAUGGCCAGCUUUACGAUCAGGCGUCGCCCUAGCUUAGUGCCAAACAUCGCGUCCACAGAAGAGGAUUCAUCUCCACCAGCAAGCCUCGACAUCUACCACAGCGCCCUGCCCUUUCUCCAGGAGCUGGAAUGCCGAGAUCCCAUCUCCUUACAAGGCAAAGGGAUGCUGAGAUGGACUUUCCACAAAAAUCUGGAGAAAGAUCCAUCCAAGGCCACUGAGUUGGCAGACGAACUAGUGCAGGACCUGGAGAAGAUCCAGACGGCGGGCGAAAAGGCCUGCACCAUACCGCUGCUCCUGACGCUCAUCUAUGUCAUUUUUCAGUCGGUGUACCUUCCAGCGGACCUGUGUGAGAGGGCGUACGCAGCCUGCAAAAGCCUCCUGAAGCUGCCGAAUCCCUACUGCAGCGUGGGCCUGGCCUGCGUCCGGCACAUACAGACGGAGAGGUCCAAACCCGGUGCUCUGUACCAGCGGACUGUGAUCGCCGAACAGAAUCUGUGGAGUAAAUUCCAGGAAAUGGUGUUCGUGUUCGCCGACGCGGCCGUGUUCUCUGGCCCCCUGGGAAAUGCGGUCCAGAGUCACCUGGAGGCGGCAGGGUUCCGGCAGCCCUCGGUCACGCACAUGCGCGCGGUGCUGCAGCACACCCUGCAGGCCGCGCUGGGCAACUGCUGCCACGGCAACGCGCUGGCCCGCGCUCUGAAGGACAUGGGCCGCUCCAUUGAGACCUACUUCCAGGAAGUGGUGCGAAUCGUGGAGCAGAAUGCAGAGGAAGCGAGGGACGGGGACCGGGACCGGGACCGGGACGGGGACAAGGCCAGAGGAUACAGAGACAGGCUGCAGCGACUUUACCACCAGAUCAUGUCUGCCACACACGAAGGUGCCUGUGCCAAUGGUGAGCCGUCUCUGUGUGACACGCCUCUCCCCCCCCCCAACAUUCGGUAUCACCUCUGGCAGGAGGAAGACGAGGAGCCCUGGGUGCAGGUGGAGAAGUGGGUCCAGCGGAGGUCAGUGGAGGGGCCCCUGGAGGCGUGCUGGGCCCCCCGAGUCUCCCGGGACAGCGGCAUAGAGAGGGACCUGCUGGAGAACGAGGCCUCGGAAGCGUCGCCGGGGGCGACCAAGGAGGACCAGCAGCAGCAGCAGCAGCAGCAGCAGCAGCAGCAGCAGGGGAGGAGGGAGCCCCAGGCGCCCCCCGACGGCAGCGUCGGUGAGCGAAGGCUGGUCCGGAAGCCUCAUACGAAGAAGAAGAAGCCCGUCAGGUCAUCCAGCCUGGCCGACCCCACGAACGGGAGCGCUCUGUGCCAGUACACCGCCUGUGUGGUGGUGAUGGGGGACGACCGGGCCCUGGGGAGGCUGGCUAAGGCCUAUCAUGGCCUCAGGGCAGGCGGGUCCAGAUUUUUUUCUCUCAAUAACAGAGUGAACCUGGAGAUAUAUUACAUUCCAGUCACCGACCAGCAUACCACAACCUCAUCUGCAAUGGAAAGUACUCCACCGGUGCAGAGCUACCUGGACCUCGCGUCUCACCUGGGACGGGUUGAUCCGUGGUACGAGUGCAACAUCAACAGCCUGGCACAUUGGAUCCCCACGCUGGUGGAAUCAGCAAACGCCAGAAGCUCAUCGGAUCCCAACCCCUUCUUGCUGGACGUCCUCUCCUACUACAAGCGCACAGCGUGGCAGCCCAUCCACUUCACCAUCUACUCUGUCAAGAUCUCCUCCUCUGACCCGAACAAGAGUCUGGAGCAGGUGUUUCUCUCACACCUGGCAGUCGAGUUCGCGGAAGGUAGAAAUGCCAAAGAAUCUGUGAAGAAAGAGGCAAGCCUUCAAAUAUGUGGCCCAGUUGUUUCCAUAACAUAUAAAAAGGUGUCUCUGAGCGGCAGGCAGGUGGACAAGGGGAAGUCCGUCCGAACGACUGGGAUCCUCAUCAGCGCCGUUCCGGCCAAGGACACAAAAGACCCAGACCCUGAUCAGCUUACACUACGUUUCAAGGAAACUCAAACAAAAACAAGCACGGAGUCUGUGAUCCAGAGCCGCAACAUUAAAAUCAAGACUGUGGAAAACCGAACCUUCACUGUAUGUUUGGACAAAGACUCUCGCAGGACAUAUGAAGAUGUUCGGAGCAUUGAAAUAUCUCCGUGUAGGGACCCCCGGGGCGUUCUCAACACCCACGUCGCUGAGCCCAGUUUGAGCCUGAGCAAACACAUGACCAACGGCCUGUCUCUGCCAAUCAACAUCUUCUCCGGUAUCAGCCACUGAUCGACGGGCAGUGUGGACAAAUCCACCCGGAGAACAGGACAAUGAUCAAUACGGCAGCCGUACUGUGCUGAUACUUCAACGGCUUUUUUAGACUCAGUAAUGUGAACUGUGAAUUUGAAGAGAGCCUUAAGAGUCCUUCUAUUCAGAAACUAAAACCCAGGAAGUGUUUUAGUUAACUGACCAGCAAUUACCGAAACCAGUCUGUGAAGACAUUUGACUGGUGAUUGCUCUUGAACACGUCCAGCUGAAUUCCACUCCUUAAAAAAACCAAUUUUUGAGGUCCCUUUGCUUGGAAUCUUCUGUUAUAGUUACUCUACACACCAACUAGACCUUUCCAUUCUGCUACCUCUGGGCGCCUGGCCCCUCCCCUUUAUGUGUGCCAGCACUUCCUGUCUGUUAUCCCCGCCCACCUGUCAAUGCAGACUGAAGAUCCACCUGUAUAGACUGCACCAUGGCUCCCCUGACCCUUCUUGAAACGCUUUCUUUCUUUCUUGCUUUCGAUUCGCUUCUGCCGUUUUCUUUUGUUACAAUACAAAUAGCCAGUUGUUAGGAUAGCAUUACACUUGCUGAUUAUAAAUGGGCCUUUUUGGUGAUAUCCCAUUUUUGUAUUUCUGAGACUAACACUGAGUUUCUCCACCUCUACAUCGCUCGGAAUGAGAGCUUCCGCUAAGUGAUCAUAGUGUAACGUAAUUAUGUAUAGCUGUUCAAUGAGGAUGAAUGAAUCAAUGAAUGAAUGAAUCAUUGCCAUUAUAUAGCACUUUUCCGAACGCUCAAAGUUCUUUACAGUGAUGAGUGGGAACUCAACUCUCCCACCACCACCAAUGUGUAGCCCCCACCUGGGUGAUCCACGGCAGCCAUUUUGUGCCAGAAUGCUCCCCACACAUUAGCUAAGGUGGAGAGGGAGGUAACUUUUUUUUUAGCCUAUUAAAUCAGGGGAUGAUUAGGCCGUAAGUUGAGGCUGACAGUACUGUGUAAUUUUCCAGGGAACAGCAUAGGCACCCUUUAAGCCAGCUUCAGUUACCCUAAAUGCAAGGGUGGACAAUACAUCACUUCUACCGCUCUUAUUUUCAUAUAUUUUAACAUCCUGUUAUUUACUAUAUUCUAUUAACCAUGUAUCUGUAUCUGUAUCUGUUCCUCUGUUUGGCCCUCUUUCAUGGUGCUCCUAUUUUCAUGUUAAUUUAUUCAUAUACUUAUGUUUUAAUGUGUCCCUUAAACUGUUGUCUACAUCUCGUAUUAUUUUAUUUCUUUUUAUGUGUGUAAAGAACUUUGUAACUUUGUUUUUGAAAAGUGCUAUACAAAUAAAGUUUAUUAUUAUUAUUA
Anguilla rostrata (American eel) is the source of this 3731-nucleotide messenger RNA. RefSeq names its product phosphoinositide 3-kinase regulatory subunit 6-like. The record is from RefSeq and is a predicted model, not a curated record. The coding region runs from base 165 to 2411 and encodes 748 amino acids. Gene Ontology annotation, cellular component: phosphatidylinositol 3-kinase complex, class IB. The transcript is spliced from 20 exons. Gene Ontology annotation, biological process: G protein-coupled receptor signaling pathway; positive regulation of MAP kinase activity. Lineage: Eukaryota; Metazoa; Chordata; Actinopteri; Anguilliformes; Anguillidae. Gene Ontology annotation, molecular function: 1-phosphatidylinositol-3-kinase regulator activity.